Molecule: messenger RNA, 576 nt
Organism: Psilocybe cubensis
Lineage: Eukaryota; Fungi; Basidiomycota; Agaricomycetes; Agaricales; Agrocybaceae
Exons: 4
Coding region: 1-576 (191 amino acids)
Source: RefSeq, a predicted model, not a curated record
AUGUCAAAAUAUGCUCCCCAUGGCGGCCGUUCUUCCAACCAACCAAGAGCGACUGCAAAUACCGUCUGUCAAAAGUGUUUGGGCCGAGGACAUUACAUCUACGAAUGCAAGGGCAACCGGCCGUAUGUCUCUCGGCCGUCUCGUACACAGCAACUCGAAAACCCCCGUUUGCUGGCCAAACUGAAGGCGGAUGGGCAACCGUCCGUUGAAGUUCCUGAAGAAUUUAAGAAACCCGCUGGCACAGCAAACAAGAUUUUGGAGGCCAAAGAAAAGGAGAGAUUGAAGGAGGAUAGCAAAGAAAAGGGAAAAGAAAAAGCAGCGGCGAGUCCAUCGCGAAAAAAGAGAAGGAGACGCUCACGCUCUUCUUCGAGCUCAGGGUCCUCGGAUUCUGAUUCUGACUCCGAAAGCAGCUCAUCAAGUAGCUCGACCAGUUCGUCAUCUUCUGGUUCCGAUUCUGAGUCAUCUUCAGGAUCAGAAUCAGAGUCAUCCAGGUCGAGAGAAAGGGAUCGAAAGCGCCGUGUCCCUCGCCGUCGAAGCAACUCAGUUUCCGACGACUCCCGCGGUCGAAAGCCUUGA